AUGGACGGUUGCGCGUCUGUCUGCACUGGACCGUCCGCGAAUUCGCCGGCGGGGACGGAGAUCAAGCUGGACCAGAUGCCAUACACGGAGGAGGAACCGGAGUUGAAGAAAGAGCUCGAGUCCUUGUCCACGUCGGUUGCUAAGCCCCAGGAGAUGCUAGCCAGCUUGAAGUUGCAGCACGCCGCGAUCCAUGCAACCAUGCUGGACAUGGAGGAGCUUCUCUCCACUUCGCAGACGCAGCUCACGCAGCUGGCUGCCAAGGUGGAGCAGGCCACAAUUGCGGCAGGGCUGGGUGAAACGGAUGUCUGGGGAGAGGAGGACUUUGUGACAAUGGUGUGA
Molecule: messenger RNA, 339 nt
Organism: Symbiodinium natans
Lineage: Eukaryota; Dinophyceae; Suessiales; Symbiodiniaceae
Source: the annotation of a GenBank genome assembly